AUGGCAUCUAGACAAGAUCAAUUAAAAAAUAUUAUCAAUCUUGUUAAAAUUGCCGAAUCAAAUGAUCAAGAUGCAAUGGAUAUUGAUGAAUUUGAUGAACAUUUAGCACUUUAUUAUAAAAUCUUAAAUUCGGAAAUUAGUUAUAAUAAAAUUCCUAAAUCUUACGAUUGGGUUCAAAAUUGUUUAUUCAAUUAUAAAAAUAAAGAGUUUAGAAAAACUUUAAGAAUGGAUAAAUCGACCUUUUGGAUGUUAGUUGAUAAAAUUAAAUUUCAUCCAGUUUUUUAUUCCAACUCUAAUAAUAAUCAAACAGAUAUUGCUAUACAACUUGCAGUUGUAUUAUAUAGGCUCGGAUCAAAUGCUUCUCUUUGGACUAUUGCAACUUUAUUUGGAAGAU
Dentiscutata erythropus is the source of this 394-nucleotide messenger RNA. NCBI's taxonomy places the organism in Eukaryota, Fungi, Glomeromycota, Glomeromycetes, Diversisporales, Gigasporaceae. The record is from the annotation of a GenBank genome assembly.